Molecule: messenger RNA, 482 nt
Organism: Malurus melanocephalus (red-backed fairy wren)
Lineage: Eukaryota; Metazoa; Chordata; Aves; Passeriformes; Maluridae
Gene: ZCCHC17
Product: zinc finger CCHC-type containing 17
Exons: 5
Coding region: 186-482 (98 amino acids)
Biological process (GO): RNA stabilization
Molecular function (GO): RNA binding
Source: RefSeq, a predicted model, not a curated record
GGCGGGGGCGGGGUUGAGGCCAUGGCGGCGCGUUGGUGUUGUUGUCGCGGGCGCUGAGGUAUCCCUGCCACCCCAAGGACUCCGGGAAGAGCUGUUCCGUUCCACCGCGCCGGUUCGGCAUCUCGGAGGGGAAAUGCGGUAGCGCGGUGUGAAUCCAGCUGCCUGUCGCCGGGCCUUUGGAGGCGAUGGAGCCGCUGCCGGAGCUCUACUCGAUCUUCCAGGGAGAGGUUGCUGCAGUGACGGAUUAUGGGGCAUUUAUCMGAAUCCCAGGCUGCAGGAAGCAAGGCCUUGUCCACAGGWCUCACAUGUCYGCCUGCCGUGUGGAUAAACCCUCYGAGAUUGUYGACGUUGGGGACAAAGUCUGGGUGAAGCUCAUUGGGAAAGAGAUGAAAGAUGAGAAACUGAAGCUCUCCCUGUCCAUGAAGGUCGUCCAUCAAGGCACAGGGAAGGACCUGGAUCCCAACAAUGUUUCCCUUGAGUAG